Molecule: messenger RNA, 282 nt
Organism: Postia placenta MAD-698-R-SB12
Lineage: Eukaryota; Fungi; Basidiomycota; Agaricomycetes; Polyporales; Adustoporiaceae
Exons: 1
Coding region: 1-282 (93 amino acids)
Cellular component (GO): lipid droplet; membrane; endoplasmic reticulum
Molecular function (GO): ditrans,polycis-polyprenyl diphosphate synthase [(2E,6E)-farnesyl diphosphate specific] activity
Source: RefSeq, a predicted model, not a curated record
AUGCUCUCCUUCGUCUCGCGCCCCUUCGGCUGGCUCGUGGCCACCGCGUCCAAGAGCGUGCAGAAUGCUCUCCUCGCCGUCCUCGCCGCAGGCCCCAUUCCCCAGCACAUUGCCUUUGUCAUGGAUGGCAAUCGCCGCUACGCCCGCAGUCAUCACAAACGUGUCCAGGAGGGGCACGCGGACGGCUUUCUCGCCCUCCGCCGCGUGCGUCCCAUGCCCCUGUGUCUCUGUGCUCGUGCUCACGGCGCCUUGCACAGGUCCUUGAGAUAUGCAUGCGCCUGA